Messenger RNA from Spirometra erinaceieuropaei, 273 nucleotides. The record is from the annotation of a GenBank genome assembly. Lineage: Eukaryota; Metazoa; Platyhelminthes; Cestoda; Diphyllobothriidea; Diphyllobothriidae.
AUGGCAGAGCGACGGGACGCGGGCGUCGCCUUUGCCAUCCGGAACGACGCCGUGGGACGACUGCCCUGUCUGCCGCAGGGCAUCAACGAUCGCUUGAUGAGCCUCUGCCUGCCUCUCCAGGAAGGUCAAUUCGCCGCCAUUGUGAGCGUCUAUGCUCCCCGGAUGACCAGCCCCGAUGCUGCAAGAAACGAACUGGUUAGAGGACGUCUUGAUCGGCCGAUCGCAGCCUGUGUGCACUGGCAAUGCGAUAUCGAUGCCAGUACCAGUUGUUAG